Molecule: messenger RNA, 1259 nt
Organism: Laetiporus sulphureus 93-53
Lineage: Eukaryota; Fungi; Basidiomycota; Agaricomycetes; Polyporales; Laetiporaceae
Exons: 3
Coding region: 235-1119 (294 amino acids)
Biological process (GO): DNA repair; DNA alkylation repair
Cellular component (GO): nucleus
Molecular function (GO): dioxygenase activity
Source: RefSeq, a predicted model, not a curated record
GUUCAUUGCAGAUAUCUACUGGAUUACUCUGGGCUGGCUCUCUGUAUAUUGCACAUGAUGCAGCGAAUCGUGGAAAUCUGGGCCUGGUGGCUGUGGCUCGUCUGACUCGGCUUAACGUCAAUGGGCAUCGUGCUUGCUUCGGCUGACUGCUACAUUCAGUUGCGCAAUCUCUCAUUCUGAUUGAACAUCUUCGAAUACUUUCCGCCAUCGGGAGUUUAUCUCGUUGUUACACCCAUGGAGUCGGGGAUCUCGCAUAAGCAUCGGCGAUAUGAGCCAACCUUGUUGAACCCUGGCGAGAAGAUUGGUGAAGGAGAUACGUAUCUGGUGGAAGAGUUGCUUCCUCCUGACCUCGCAGAUGUGGCGUUCAAGCGAGUGCGGGACGAAGUUCAGUGGCACAAGAUGAUUCACCGAGGUGGCGAGGUUCCUAGGCUUGUGGCGCAUGAGGGGUUAGUGAGUGAGGAUGGAAGUUACCCCAUCUACCGCCAUCCAGCAGACGAUCCUCCACCUCUUCUCCCGUUCUCUCCCACCGUCGCGCACAUCCGUGAAUACGUGGAGAAGUCGGUAAAGCACCCCGUGAAUCACGUGCUAAUCCAGCACUACCGCAGUGGCGCGGAUUACAUCUCAGAGCAUUCCGACAAGACCAUCGACAUCGUGCGUGGCUCGAAUAUCAUUAACGUCAGCCUCGGUGCACAGCGUAUCAUGACGCUUCGUACAAAGAAGGAUGUCUCGGACGGUGAGGGCCGCACCGUGCAGCACGUCCCACUCCCGCACAACUCAAUGUUCGUGAUGGGACUGGACACGAACAUGCGCUGGCUGCACGGCGUCCGCACAGACAAACGCCAACCGAAGACGAAGACGGAUGCAGAGCGAUAUGAGAACGAAGAGCGUAUUAGCUUGACGUUCCGCCACAUUGGCACAUUCCUAUCGGCUGACGGGGCGCUCAUCUGGGGUCAGGGAGCACGAGGCAAGACGCGCGAGGAUGCACAACCUGUGGUGCGGGGUGGCCCCGAGAGUGAGCAGCUUUUGAUCGCCUUUGGCGAGGAGAACCAUUCCAGCAGCUUUGACUGGGAAUCCGCAUAUGGACGGGGCUUCGAUGUAUUGAAUUUUAAUGCUGACUAGUACCUUUCCUGAUGAAUGCCCAUCUGGCAGACAACUUGUUCAUGUACUGUAUCUUAUUAUCUCCCUGUACAAUUGUUCGUGCUCGACCUCACAAUUAUGGAGGACUGGCAAGAGAGACUGGCAAACCACCACAGCCGAUU